Messenger RNA from Ilex paraguariensis (yerba mate), 2007 nucleotides. Lineage: Eukaryota; Viridiplantae; Streptophyta; Magnoliopsida; Aquifoliales; Aquifoliaceae. The record is from the annotation of a GenBank genome assembly.
CUGCACCCCCUCACAAAAGCCUUCACAAAUUUGUUGGUGUGAUGCAAACUUCCAAUUAAAGCAAUUAUUUCAGAAGACAAAGAAGUUGCAAAUCAGGAAACCAAAUGUCUCAGCUGUCUAGUGGCAUCAACGAAAGGCUUGCUUUCUUAUCAUCCGCAUCAAUUUGCCCUUUUAUCUUCAAAAUAAAUGAACAAUUACACAGGCAAAAUAAGAAAGCCUAUGAACCAGAAAUACUCGGUGUUGGUCCUUACUACCACAAAAAAGUUAACCUCCAAAUGAUGGAAGUGCACAAACUACGGUACCUAGAUGAACUGCUUAAACGAAGAAAUGAGAGUGUGGAUGGAUACUUGGAAGCCUUGAAAAAUUUGGAGAAGGAAGCUCGGAAUUAUUAUGCAGAACCCAUUAAACUGAAUAAGGAUAAAUUUGUGGAAAUGAUGCUACUGGAUGGGUGCUUUAUCAUCGAGUUAUUUCGCAAGUUUAACAAUCCAACCUCAAGAGAUGAACACGAUCCCAUUUUCCAAAUUCCUAAUAUUCGGAAAAGUAUACGACGUGACUUACUGUUAUUUGAGAACCAAAUUCCACUCUUUGUCCUCAUCCAAUUAAUUGAUAUGACCGAAAAUUCAAACCAAGGGAAUCCACAAGACAUCUUAGCUCGCUGGGCCCUCAAUUUUUUUCGUGCAACCAUUUCAAGUUUUCUGCCUUCACAAACUUCCAACAAUCAACCAACCACAAUUCCAACCACAAUUCCAAAAUAUAACGACCGUCAUCUUCUAAGCCUUGUACAUGAUGCCUGGUAUUCUUUAAUUGCUGAAAAGGGCUCCUCUCCUGAGACUGAUACACACCAUGGAUUCAUAAAAGGUGUUACAAAGGUCCUAAAAUCCGCGAUUGAAUUCAGUAAGGGUAAAAAAAGUUCCUCGUCGCCCGAUAUUGAUCUUGAAAAUGUGUCUUGUCAUGGGAUUGAUACAAACCACGAACUCAAAGAAGACUUUAUAUUGGUCAAAGAAAGUUCCAUGUUCGUCGAUAAUGAGUUUGAAAAUGUGUCCUCUUGUGCGACUGAUACAAACGAGGAAUUCAUAGAAAGUGUUGCAGAGCCUACAAACUGUUCCUCGUCUAAUGAAAUUGAGUUUGCAAAUGGGCCCUCUAGUGGGACUACAUUCGAGAAGUCUCCAAGAUGUUUCAGCCUCAUACAUGAUGCCUGGUAUUCUUGUAUUCCUGAAAAGGGGACCUCUCCUCGGAUUGAUACAAACCACAAAUUCAUAAAAAGUGUUACAGAGCUCCGAGAAGCCGGGAUUAAAUUCGAGAAGACUAAAUGUUCCUUAUUGUUCGAUGUUAAAUUUGAAAAUGGUAUCAUUAAAAUCCCUCCCCUUCGAGUUGAUGAUGAUACAGAGUGGCUAUUCAGAAAUCUGAUUGCUUACGAGCAAUACAGUGGAAAAACUAGGAAUACUUAUAUGACCGACUAUAUGACUUUUAUGGAUUGCCUCCUCAAUUCCCCUAAGGAUGUCGAAAUACUUCGCCACUCUGGAAUUAUUGAUAAUUGGUUAGGUGAUGAUAAAGUUGUUUCUACCAUGUUUAACAAAAUGUGCAAUCAGAUCAUGGUCAAUGUAAAUUCUAAAACGUUCUAUUAUGGGAAAGUGUUCAAGGAAGUUAACGAGUAUUGCAAGCAUCGUCGUCAUGGAUGGAUGGCUUUUUUAAGGUAUAAUUAUUGCAACAGCCCGUGGUCUAUUCUUUCAGUUACUGUGGCUACUGUGUUUCUGCUACUCACUGUGAUACAAACAGGAUGUUCUAUCUUACAAGUUUAGUUUUAAGUAAUGUUUUGAAGUUCUUAGUUAGAAAUUCUAGUCAAUUUGAAUGUUUUUUAAAGCACUGCAGUGAAGUUUGGUUUAAAUGGAGUUGUAAACUAUUAACUUAUAUAUGGAAUUCUGUUGAGUAUGUUAUUUAACAGCUAGCCAAAUAGAAGUUCGGCUAUUUUUGUUAAUGACUUGCAACUGGUUAGCUGUGCAGCUUGUG